Molecule: messenger RNA, 2796 nt
Organism: Calliphora vicina (urban bluebottle blowfly)
Lineage: Eukaryota; Metazoa; Arthropoda; Insecta; Diptera; Calliphoridae
Product: transient receptor potential cation channel protein painless-like
Exons: 2
Coding region: 603-2639 (678 amino acids)
Biological process (GO): monoatomic ion transport; transmembrane transport
Cellular component (GO): membrane
Molecular function (GO): protein binding; monoatomic ion channel activity
Source: RefSeq, a predicted model, not a curated record
GCAAAUAUUUAUCAACAAUUUAUUCACAGAUAAAACUAUUGGUGGCCUUUGAUAAGCGUGAUAUUUGUGGAUUUCGUGCCGCCUUAAGUGCUGGAGAAUGUGCACUGAAAUAUGAUGAUGAGAAUUUAUGUAUCUUUGAAAGGGCUUUAAAAACACCUGGUUGUUCGGAAUUUGUAAAAGCAUGUGUGGAUGCAGGUUGUAAUCCUAAUAAUUUCAAUGAAUUCUUUAAUAAACCGGUCAUACAUUUUGCAGUCGACUCGAAAGAUCCUCAAAAUUUGAAAGAGCUACUAUGCUCCGGAUAUGUCGAAGUCAAUCAAACAUAUUUAGACUUGACUCCUCUUAACAGAUUGUGUAAAAACAUUAACAAUGAAAAUUACAUCGAUGUUAUAGAAUGCAUAAAAAUUUUACUGCGCUAUGGGGCAUCCCCUAACAUAUCCCAUCAAGGAAAGGUAACGCCAUUGCAAUAUGUGAUACAAAAUCAACAAAUCAAUGAUGUGCAAAAAAAUGAAAUCAUACACAUAUUUGUUUCUCUAAGCAAGGUUGGUAUCGAUUUCAAUAAGGAACCUGAAUUAAGACGUGUAUUAGAUGAAAAAUAUUCUGCAAUGGAAUCAGUGAACCAGAAUGCGGAUCAUUUAGAAAUAUACGAUUCCCUAUAUUAUUGCCUUUUAGAUGAACAUAUUGAACGUUUUGUUCAAUGGUACGGUAUAUAUGUAGAUAGUCUCAUUAAUGAUGAAAAGGUACAAUUGUUAGUGGUAUCCAUAAUGAACGGUGCCCAUACAGCUUUCGAUUUUAUGUUGGCCAGUGGUCUGGAUUAUAAUAGAACCAAAAGUUGGGUUAAUACUCCCAUAAAACAAGCAUUAAAUAAUGGCAAUUGGUAUUGCCUGGAAAAGCUUUUACAACAACCCCUUAUUGAAAUACAUCCUAAAGAUCGGCCCUUAAUAGACACUAUACGCAGAUUAAAUAAUGUUAACAAUGAUAUCAUGAAUGAAUACAACAACUAUUGGAAAUGUUUCGAUAUAUUAUUGGAAUCAGAAAAAGUAGAUAUUAAUGCCAUUGACAUAAAUAACUUCACUGCUCUCCAUUAUGCCGUAAAGUUUUGCAAUAAUAAGGCAGUAAAAAAACUUUUAAAGAGAGGAGCUUGCAUUUGCCUUGGAAACAACUACCACGAAGUGCCUUUAAAUGGCAUGAGGGCCUCAGUAUUAGAAGAACAUUUAGAUAACUGUAUAUCAUCCACCAAUCAUGAGUUCGAUGACAGAAACUAUGAAAUAAUAAUAGAUUAUAAGAAUUUUGUGACUUCUCAACAAGACAAUGUGACACAGAUGGAUAAUUUUUUGUUAUCCAUAAAAUUUUUGGCUAAAUCCAGAGAACAUCAGUAUUUAUUGAAUCAUCCGGUAAUAAGUACCCUCUUUUAUCUUAAAUGGUGGAGAUUCUCAAUAUUAUUUUUAUUGAAUUGUAUGUUGUACAUCACGUUUACUACCGCAAUGGUUACUUACAUUGUUAUGAAAUUCUGUGAUAUUGAUAAUGAUUUUGUCAAAGAAUUAGCUUCUGGUUAUUCUAAAAUUUCUCUUGUAGUGUUGAUCGUAAGAGAAUGUAUACAAUUCAUAACAUAUCCCCGGAUAUAUUUAAAAACUGUUUCCAAUUAUUUGGAAAUAUUUCUGAUAAUACUCUCCACGCUGACCUUAGGUUAUUUUAAUCAGGUCAUGGACUUAACGUUCCAACGCAAUAUGGCGGUGGUUUGUCUUCUAGUCUUGGCUUGUGGUUUGUUUUUGUUGGUCGGUUCUUACCCAUUCUCUUUCAUUUCCACACAUUUGCUAAUGUUCAAGGCUGUUUUUAAAACAUUCGUCAAGAGUUUUUUGUUGUACUCUUUUUUUAUAUUCACAUUUACUUUGUGUUUCUACAUCCAAUAUGCUAAUAAGCCUUCCAUAACUAAGAAGGAGGAGGAUGAGGAGAAGGAUGACUUCAAUAGAUUCUCCAUUCCGAUGGUGGCCUUUACUAAAACCAUUGUGAUGUUGACUGGAGAAUUCGAUGCUAGUAGUUUAGAUCUAGAAUCUUCUUAUAAAUAUUGGUUGUUUCUCGCCUUUGUAUUGUUCGCAGUUGUUUUGUUCAAUCUACUCAAUGGCCUGGCGGUAAGUGACACACAGGCAAUAAGAGAUCAAGCCGAAUUUAAUGAUAUCCUCUGUCGUAUUGAUGCUUUAUCUCGUUCUGGAAUAUAUAAUUGCAAAUUUAAGUGGUUUAAUAAAGCAAUUUCAUUUUUUACCAACUAUUUUUCAUCAGACUUCACUAUCCGUGGUAAAGUCUCUAUUUUUCCCAAUAAAGGGAAUACAGUAUUUUAUCCUAAAGUCAAGACAAAAUUGCAUGCAGCGACUAUAGAGAAUAUUGGAAAUGAUAAAGAUACUAUUGUGCCUCUAACAGAUAGCUAUGAAUAUGUAAGCGACAAUGACCAUGUUUUUUGUAAGAAUAAAGUGCAACAGGUCAUUGAUAAGCGUACGGUCAUUCAAGCCAUGUCAAUUUUGGAAAAGAAAUCUACUCAGAGCAUAGAAUGUCGGAUUGAUGAUUUAGAAGAAAAACUAAAUACACUUAUAGAAACCUCAAACCAAAUAGUAAAGAAUAUCGGUUUAAUGUUGUCAAAUAAAUCUUGAUUCUAAGAAUGUGCUUGUCAUAGAAUAAAUACAUAGAACGGAAGGAGAGAGAAAUAUCCGAAUGAACAAUUUUUUUUUUAAAUAUUUAAAUUAAACCCAUAAUUUAUAGUGUUAAAUAAAGAUGUUACAUCACUGAAAACUGCAUUAGGAAGCUAAA